This is a messenger RNA of Dendronephthya gigantea, 6081 nucleotides long. RefSeq lists its product as uncharacterized. Gene Ontology annotation, molecular function: nucleic acid binding. The coding region runs from base 1 to 6081 and encodes 2026 amino acids. NCBI's taxonomy places the organism in Eukaryota, Metazoa, Cnidaria, Anthozoa, Malacalcyonacea, Nephtheidae. The transcript has a single exon. Gene Ontology annotation, biological process: DNA integration. The record is from RefSeq and is a predicted model, not a curated record.
AUGUCGGUGUCGCAAUCAACGAAUCAAAGCGAAACUGGUCAAGACCAACACGAAGGCCAAGAUUCCGGCCCGAUUCUUGAUCAUGAAAUAAUUCGAUAUGAAAGGUCUCAGCAAUUAAGAAGAAGUCACUCAGCAGCUAAAGGAGUUGUAACUAAAAGGAUUAAAGAAUUGACCGAACUUAUAACUAGUGUAAUAGACGCCAGCGAAGCUCGAAUAAAGGAUCAGGAAUUCCACGAUGUAGCAGUGAAACUUUAUCGCGCACAUGCCGAUUAUCAUGCAACGAUCACGGACGAGUACGAUUUACAAGACUCCGAAGAAUAUUUUCAUAUCGAAACUCAAAGAAUUGAAGCUUUUAAGCGAACUCUAACGGACUGGAUUGAUGGUUUAUCAAACCCAAACCCAUCGCCAAUGGAUUGUGAAAUUAAUUCAAAGGACUCAAUAAGCAAUGUCGGCUCCAAAGCUCGGUCGCGUUGGAGUGCCAAAGGUUCCACAGCAAGCUCUCGAAGAUCCCGCGUUAGCUCGUCAGCGCAAAGUGCCAUAGCAGCAGCAAAAGCAAAAAAGGCUAUGUUAACUGUACGAGCGGAGGCGUUAGACAAAUACAAAGCUCUAGAAGAAGAAGAACUUCGCGUACAGCACGAAAUAGCAGCGCUAACUCAACGACAAGAAGAACAAAGACUGCGCUGUCAGCAGAGGAAAAAGGAACUAGAAAUUGAAACAGAAUUCGCGAAAGCUGAUGCAGAAGAAAAGGCAUAUGCUGAAACUUUACUUCGUGACAAGCCUCAACCAAUGACGUCCAAUGGUCUUGCAAUAGAAACUGGAUUGCAAGGAAGCCAAACCCCAACUCAAGUCAAACCGUCCAUCCAUAGUGUGAAGCUAAAAGGAGAAGCCAAAGAAGAUGAUGCUUCUGACGACUCAGAGACGGCAGGAAACUUCCUGCGAGAGAUGGUAAACGUACAGCAGCUCCAGUUGAAUCAAAAUCAGCAAAUGUUUGAAUCACAGAGAUAUCGCGACGAAUACAUGCAACAACUAUUGAACCAACAACAUCGACUGGCUACAUCUAUGGCAUUACCGAACGUCCAAGUACCGACAUUUAGCGGUAACCCAAUAGAAUAUUGUCACUUUAUACGAUCGUUCGAGACCCUUGUUGAAGACAAGAUGAUGGACAGUGGCACAAGACUUCGUUAUCUGAUUCAAUAUACAUCUGGAGAUGUUCAAGAAUUGAUGCGAAGCUGUUUAACUAUGAAAUCAGAAGAUGGCUACCGAAGGGCAAGAUCGCUCCUUAAACAGAGAUACGGGCAAAAUUACAGGAUAGCAACUGCUUAUAUUGAUCGAAUCGUCAACUCACCGCCUAUCAAAGAUGAAGAUGGAACAGCACUCCAUAAAUUUUCUAUUCUGAUUACAAGUUGCAAGAACACCUUAGAAGAUAUCGGAUACAAACACAAACUUGAGAAUUCCGACAACUUGCAAAGGGUUGUGAAUAGGCUACCUUUUUCCCUUAGAAGAUCGUGGCGCGACGUUGCCGACGACAUAACAAGUAAUCAAUCGAGGGACAUUACGUUUGAAGAUCUUGCUAAAUUCGUGGAGAAAAGGGCUAGAGCGCUGACGCACCCAGUGUUCGGCAAAAUAAUUCACGAACAGAAUCCUAAGUUCAAGUUACCCAAGAGCAGGCUUUCAUUUGGGGUGGACGGCGAAGCAAAUUCAAAGAAGGCGGAUACGACCGUUGGAGGUGCAAGCGUGUUUAAUAUAGAAGUAAAGAAGUACAAGUGUCCAAGGUGUAAUGGCGACCAUCUGCUAUCUCGCUGCGAAAAAUUUAAACGUGAUACGGUUAAAGAAAGAGUCAACUUAGUGCGAAGAAAGGGUUUGUGUGACAAUUGCCUGUUUCAAGGACACAUCGCAAGAGUUUGCCUGAAAGAAAGUUUCUGUAAGGUAACCGGUUGCCAAUCAAAGCAUUCCACCUAUUUGCACCCGCUGAAUACUAAACCUGAUGAAGAGGAUAAAUUACGCAGUAAACGUCCGAAGAAUCCCGAUCAUGAAGAAUCUGACAUCAACAAGAUUACCGGACACAAUGGCUUUGUUAACAGCGAAGACGCCUUAAGUGACGUCAACGGGGCCGGCGUAUCUCAGAUAGGAUUAGCGAUCGUUCCUGUUAAAGUCAAAUCCAAAAAUUCUAACCGAACAGCGUUAACGUAUGCAUUUCUGGAUCCUGGAUCAAAUACUACAUUUUGUACUCGUGAAUUAAUGGAAGAACUUGGCAUUGAAGGAGAGAACACAGUCUUGUCGUUGACUACUUUACAGUCGGAAAAUCACUCAAUGAAAAGUCAAGUGCUAAGUUUAGAAGUUUACGACUUAGAAGAGAAUGAUCUUGUUGAACUCCCUACAGUGUUUUCAACUCUAACGCUACCGAUAAACGAACGUAGUAUUCCUCGCCAAUCUGAUAUCGAUAAGUGGCCAUAUUUGUCUAAUGUUAAGAUCAUAGAAAUCGACGCCAGUGUCGGUUUACUCAUCGGCAACGAUGUGCCUAAAGCGUUGGAACCCAAGGAAACGAUAGAAAGCGAAGGAGUCGGGCCAUACGCAGUUAGAACGAUAUGUGGAUGGACAAUCAACGGCCCUCUAGGAAGAAAUGGAAGUCUCAAUCGCUCCACCAAUUUCAUCCGUGCGGACGACGUGUUGAAUGAGCAGUUCAAACGCUUUUGCAACGUUGAAUUUAGCGAUUCUACAUUCGACGAUAAAGUUGAGAUGUCUAGAGAAGAUCUGAGAGCUGUUAACAUUCUCGAGAACUCUGCCGAACUGCGUGGUGGUCACUACGAGUUAGCUCUGCCCUGGAAGAAUUCUUCACCUUCGUUACCAAACAAUCGUCCCGUCGCUGAGCAUCGCCUCGCUCUGCUGAAGAGAAGAUUCAAUAAAGACCCUAAGUUGUUUUCAAGAUACGCGGAGGUGAUGGAUAAUUUGUUAGACAAAGGAUACGCAACGAAAGUUCCUGCUACAUCAAUGGAAAUGCGUGAAGAAACCCGGUGGUAUUUACCUCACCACCCAGUGAUUAACCCAAACAAGCCUGAAAAACUGCGAGUAGUGUUUGAUUGUGCCGCUACUUAUCAUGGAACAUCUCUCAACGAUCAACUGCUCCAGGGACCAGACUUAACGAACGGUUUGAUUGGUGUAUUAAUUCGUUUCAGACAAGAUCGAGUGGCAUUAAUGGCGGACAUCGAAUCCAUGUUCCACCAGGUUCAUGUCCCUGACAAGGAUAGAGAUGUUUUGCGCUUCUUGUGGUGGCCUGGUAACGACCUUGAUGCCCGACCCGAAGAGUACCAAAUGACAGUCCAUUUGUUUGGUGCUAAAUCGUCACCAACCUGUGCAAAUUUCGCAUUGCGAAAGACAGCAACCGACAACGCAGAGGAAUUUAGUAACAACGUAGUCGAGACGAUAAAACGAAAUUUUUACGUGGACAAUUGCCUUAAGUCCGUUCCAGACGAAGAUGAGGCUAGUAUGUUGGCAGCUGAUCUCCGCGUUAUUCUCCAAAGAGGUGGUUUCCGCUUGACGAAAUGGGUUUCGAACUCCCCGAAAGUUGUGGCUUCCAUACCAGAAGCCGAAAGAGCUGGUUCCGUGAAGGAUGUUUGCCCUGGUCAGCCAACCCUCGAGCGAGCACUUGGUGUUCAGUGGAACGUGGGUCUAGAUCAGUUUGGAUUUAGGAUAAAGAUGAAGGAAAAACCGUCCACAAGAAGAGGAGUACUCUCGUUAGUUAGUUCUGUGUAUGAUCCUCUGGGAUUCGGAGCUCCGUUUGUUCUGAUUGCUAAGAUGCUGAUGCAGGAGUUAUGCCGGAAGAACUUAAGUUGGGACGAUCCGAUUCAGGGAGAAUACCUCAAAAGAUGGGAAAGUUGGCAAACGCAACUAAUGAAAAUUGAGAAGCUCUACGUGCCAAGAUGCUUUAAACCUUCCGAAUUUGGGAAGAUCGUGUCAAGUCAAUUGCACCAGUUUGCGGAUGCAUCGGAACGUGCAUAUGGCGCAGUCAGUUACCUACGAUUAGUAAAUGAACAUGGAGACAUUCAUGUUUCGUUUGUGAUUGGUAAAGCCCGACUCGCGCCACUCAAGGUUGUUACGAUACCUCGACUCGAACUAUCGGCUGCCGUUGUAGCUACCAGACUGGAUAAGAUGGUACGCAACGAAAUCGAUUUCUCGAUUGACGCUUCCGUUUUCUGGACAGAUAGUACAACGGUGCUUGGUUAUAUCCUUAACGAAGAGAAAAGAUUCAAAACCUUCGUAGCGAAUCGCGUGGCUGUGAUACACGAAACUACCAUACCGUCGCAGUGGAAAUAUGUCAGUACUCAGUUAAAUCCAGCUGACGACGCUUCCCGAGGUCUAUCUGCCGAUGCUCUACUCCAAAAUAAAAGAUGGCUGAGUGGACCUGACUUCCUUUGGAAGACCGAAGACCAUUGGCCGAGUCAACUCUAUAAUUCUGCCACGACCCUACAAGAAGACCCAGAAGUGAAGAUAGAACCCCAAACAUUUGCUACUGUUGCAGAAACCCAAGAAGAUCCAUUGGAAGGUAUCUUCAAACGAUUUUCGUCGUGGACCCGUCUUCGAAUUUUCAUAGCCUGGGUGCUUCGUUAUAAAUCGAAACUCCGAGAAACUGUGCGUAGAAGAAGAGAAGGACAAUACGAGUCGCUAAAGGCGGGAGUUAUUAACCCAAUUAGUGUUGAAGAGUUGGUUCGUGCAGAGAACGAGGUCUUGAAACGUGUUCAAGGAACAAGCUUUCGAGAGGAGCUGAAACGUUUGGACGAUAAAUCCGUCAAUGAUACAACGAACGAGCUGAAAGUUAAAUACGUUAAGAAGUCAAGUUCUAUCUAUAACUUGGAUCCGCAGUUGAUCGAUGGUAUUCUACGAGUUGGCGGCCGCCUAAAGAACGCUCCAAUACCAAAAGAAAGCAAACAUCCUAUUAUCGUCCCAAAGAAUAACCAUAUUUCCAACUUGAUCGUGCGGUAUUAUCAUCAAAUCUCCGCUCACGCGGGUCGCGAACAUGUUUUGUCACUCCUAAGGGAACGUUUCUGGAUAGUUGGAGCGAGAAUCAUGGUGAAACGAAUCCUCAAUAACUGUGUUGAAUGUCGGAAAAUACGGGGUCCACGUGGUGAGCAGAAGAUGGCCGACCUACCCAAUGACCGAGUUAUCCCUAAUAACCCACCUUUCAGCUUCGUAGGAGUAGAUUGCUUCGGGCCGUUCCUUGUGAAGAGGGGGAGAAGUCUCGUGAAGAGGUACAGCGUUCUUUUCACCUGUUUAACUAUUCGAGCCAUUCACAUCGAGAUUGCUUACAGUCUCGAUACUGAUUCGUUUCUACAGUCUAUGCGAAGAUUCAUUGCCAGACGUGGUCGUCCUGAGAUUAUGAGAUCCGAUAAUGGAACUAAUUUUGUGGCCGGAGAAAAAGAGCUUCGUAACGCAAUAGACGGAUGGAACCAAGAGAAAUUGCAUAAGUUCCUUUUACAGCAACACAUAAAAUGGAUUUUUAAUUCGCCUACCGCUUCCCAUCAAGGUGGCGUAUGGGAACGAUGUAUACGUACUGUUCGCAAAGUUUUGAAAGGACUUCUCAAACAGCAAGUACUCGAUGAAGAAGGAUUAACUACAUUAAUGUGCGAGGCAGAAUCAAUCGUGAAUAGCAGACCUCUUACUAAAGUUUCCGAUGAUCCUAACGAUGCAGAAGCGUUGACACCAAACCACUUAUUGUUAUUACGAUCUGGUCCGUCCUUUCCUCCGGGAAUGUUCACGAAGGAAGAGCGUUACAGUCGCCGCAGAUGGAGACAAAUACAAUAUUUAGCUGAUGUAUUUUGGCGCCGAUGGGUAAAGGAAUAUCUUCCUACAUUACAGAAGCGGCAGAAGUGGACCAAGCCGCGCAGAAAUUUCCAAUUGGGAGACAUUGUGCUCAUCGUUGAUGAAAAUUAUCCAAGAUGUUCCUGGGCCCUUGGUCGUAUUAUAGAAGUUAAGCCGGGAAGGGAUGGUUAUGUCAGACGAGUAAGUAUGAAAACGAAGUCAACGGUCUUGGAACGCCCGAUUAAUAAGAUUGUCCUCUUGGAAGCUGAUGUUGUCCAGAAGGAAUGA